Messenger RNA from Morone saxatilis (striped sea-bass), 4664 nucleotides. RefSeq names its product cold shock domain containing E1, RNA-binding (gene csde1). NCBI's taxonomy places the organism in Eukaryota, Metazoa, Chordata, Actinopteri, Moronidae. The coding region runs from base 970 to 3801 and encodes 943 amino acids. The transcript is spliced from 24 exons. The record is from RefSeq and is a predicted model, not a curated record. Gene Ontology annotation, molecular function: nucleic acid binding.
GCAGCUGCGCAGCAAUGGCCCCUCUUCCCGUGUAGGCUCUUUGGUCGUCCUAACGCUGUCAAAUAUCGCGGUAGCCGCCUCCCUAAUCACUACGUAAUGUGCCGUGCUGCUUCAAGCGGCGCUGGUGACAGUGCUGAAAGCUGUUGGGUAUGAAGUGAAACGGAACUGAAUUUUUGUACCAUCCGCAACUGCUUCAAGUUCAGAUCAUAACAAAGAAACCGAAGAUCAACCUCCCAAGACAAGCAAAGUUGCAACACCGAAGACACACGGAAAAAAAGGAUCACUUCAACGGUUUAAAACACAAGAAGUAACCAAAUCCUGAAACGACCAAAGAAGACACACAUCAGCCCAAUUGAAACACAGAAGAGAAGCAAUCCUAUGCCCAAGCAUAUUCUGAGAAGACAAUAACUGAUCUGAAACCAGAAGUUUGUGCCUACUCAACAGCUUUGACAAAGCACACGUCCCAACGCUGCUCCUAGCCCUCCUCAUCCUCACCACACCACCGACUCACCGGGGUGUGGAGUGGGCUGCUAUCUGCUAGUUUUUUUUUUUCUCUUCCCCAUAGUUCCUCCCAUCUUCCCUCCCUCUACUCUCACACUGUUUUCAUUAUAAUUGUUUUCUAAGCAGUGUUAUUGCACCUGCGUUUGCCUUUUUCUUUUUUGAGCUAGAUUUCUCCCCCUUUUUGCUUUAUGCAACCAUCUAGAACUUGUGCCAGAAACCUGUAACAAGUGUGUGUGUGUGUGUGUGCGCGUGUGUGUUCAACUGUGUGCGUGAAGAGAUCUGCAGGAACUGCAUAGUCACUGAGAUCCUAAGAAUUACAAGAUUCAAGACGACAAAUAAAGACAUCCAGCGGUGUAUCAUUUGGGUGGUUACAUAAAAAUAGUACUUAACAGUCAAGCAAAAACAUUCAAACAAGUAAUCAAGUUCAGCAAGUGCUCGAGCAACUUUGGUCCGAGUUUAUGGGAAAAUAUGGGCAGCCCCUGGAAAGGCUUUGUUGAGUUUACCUUGCCUGCGUCGCCACCCACCGCGUUUGUUAGCGCUGACCUGAGCAGCACCUCCCCUGUCGGACUCAGCCUGUCGCCAUAUGGCCGAUCCCAUAUCAAAGUCCUACCCUCAGUGUCAGAAAUGGAACGAGGCUCUUCUGAACCUCCAGUGGCUCGCAACACUGGCUCUGCCCCAUCUACCUCUACCGGUCCCAUGCCUAUCCCUCGCUCCUCUUCUGUCUCUUGCCAUCCCCACCCAGGAAGUAAAAAACACAAGCGGACUCCGUUGUAUCAGAGAUCAAUGAGUUUUGACCCAGGCAUGCUCCAUAACAAUGGACACACUGCAUACGCCACAAACGGCACAGGGCCUGGCAUUAGAGAGACUGGUGUAGUGGAGAAACUCCUGACUUCUUACGGGUUCAUCCAGUGCUCCGAACGUCAGGCUCGUCUCUUCUUCCACUGUUCCCAGUACAAUGGCAACCUGCAGGAGCUUAAAAUAGGGGAUGAUGUAGAGUUUGAGGUAUCCUCUGACAGGCGCACUGGCAAGCCCAUAGCAGUGAAGCUGCUAAAGAUAAAGCCAGAGGUGCUGCCAGAGGAGCGCAUCUCGGGCCAGGUGGGGCCAGACCUGCACGCCUAUCCCUUUACUGUGCUGCAUGGUUAUAUUCAUCCAGUUGUCUCAGCAAUCCCGGUGCACUUGGAUGGAAAGUCUGCUCCUGGCCAGGUGCCCACUGGCAGUGUUUGUUACGAAAGAAACGGGGAAGUGUUCUACCUUACCUACACUCCUGACGACGUAGAGGGUAAUAUCCACCUGGACACAGGCGACAAAGUCAGCUUUUACAUGGAGACCAACAAGCAUACCGGUGCAGUCAGCGCUCGUAAUAUACAACUUGUGAAGAAAAAGCAAAUGAGAUGCCAGGGUGUGGUGUGUGCUACAAAGGAGGCGUUUGGAUUCAUUGAGAGAGCCGAUGUGGUGAAGGAGAUCUUCUUUCACUACAGCGAGUUCAAGGGUGAUCUGGAGGCUCUGCAGGCUGGAGAUGACGUUGAGUUCACCAUCAAGGACAGAAAUGGUAAAGAAGUAGCCACAGAUGUAAGGCUGCUCCCCCAAGGAACGGUCAUCUUUGAGGAUAUCAGCAUUGAGCAGUUCGAAGGCACUGUCGUCAAGGUCAUUCCCAAGGUUCCCACCAAAAACCAGAACGACCCUCUACCAGGUCGAAUCAGUGCCCGGAUCGGUUUCACUGAUAAAGAACUGCCGUUUGGCGAAAAGGACACAAAGUCCAAGGUGACCCUUUUGGAGGGAGAUCACAUACAGUUCAACAUCUCCACCGACCGCCGAGACAAGCUGGAGAGGUCUACCAACAUCGACAUCCUCCCAGACACCUUCAACUUCACCAAGGAGACCCGUGAAAUGGGGGUGAUUGCGGCUAUACGUGAUGGCUUUGGCUUCAUUAAGUGUGUGGAUCGGGAUGCCAGGAUGUUCUUUCAUUUCAGUGAAGUUCUAGAGGAGAGCCAACUGCACAUCUCCGAUGAAGUGGAGUUCACUGUUGUGCCUGUAGGUCCUGUUUAUAAGCUUUUCACAAAAGAUAUGCUGUCUGCUCAGAGGAACCAUGCAGUGCGCAUCAAGAAGCUGCCCAAAGGCACAGUGUCCUUCCAUACCCAGUCUGAGCAGCGCUUUGUGGGUGUGGUGGAAAAGGAAGUUGUGGCAACCCCCAACAAGAAUACUAGUCCCACCAAGACCAAGGAGAAGAAAAAAGACAAGGGUAAAGUUGUAGAAAAGGAAGCUGAGGAAGGAGUUAUUGCAUAUGAAGACUGCGGAGUGAAGCUCACUGUACCAUACCAUACCAAGGACCUGGAGGGAGGAGGUUACCCACAAGUCGGAGACAAGGUGGAGUUCUCUAUCAACGAAGUGAAGCGAACUGGCCAGCAGAGCGCAGUCUCCAUCAGGGUCCUCAACCGUAACGCCUCCAAUGCCAAGAGACUGCAUGGAUUUGUUGCCACACUGAAGGACAACUUUGGCUUCAUUGAGACAGCAAAUCAUGACCAGGAGAUUUUCUUCCACUACAGUGAAAUGUGUGGAGACUUGGAGAACUUGGAGCUGGGCGACACUGUGGAGUACACUCUCUCUAAGGGAAAAGGAAACAAAGUUAGUGCUGAAAAGGUUACUAAAGUGGCUGCAGUGAAUGGCUUUGUUGAGGAUGUUGGUGCGACAUUGAUGAUGGGGAAAGUCAUCCGUCCCUUACGCAGUGUGGAUCCCUCCCAAACGGAAUACCAAGGGCUUAUUGAAGUCACAGAGGAAGGUGGAACUAAAGGCCAGAACUAUCCCUUUGGAAUCAUGGGUAUGGCAAACAAGGCAGAUUGUCUGCAGAAAGGAGAACUUGUGAAGUUCCAGGUUUGCACAGUUGCUCAAACUGGACAGAAGAUGGCCUGUAAUGUGGUCCCUCAACGCAGAGCCAUGGUGGAGUGUGUCAAAGACCAGUUUGGCUUCAUCACAUAUGAAGUUGGUGAGAGCAAGAAGCUGUUCUUCCAUGUAAAAGAAGUGCAAGAUGGCCUGGAGCUCCAGACCGGGGAUGAGGUGGAGUUCUCUGUUGUCCUCAAUCAACGCACAGGAAAAUGUAGUGCCUGUAAUGUACGCAGGGUCAGUGAGGGGCCUAAACCGGUGGUGACUCCGCGUCCUGAUCGUCUGGUGAACCGAUUGAAGAGCAUCACUCUUGAUGACGCCAGUGCUCCUCGCCUGGUCAUUGUAAGACAGCCCCGUGGUCCUGACAAUUCAAAGGGCUUCAAUGUUGAGCGCAAGACCCGCCAGCCAGGUGUCAUUGACUGAGCAAUACAGAGCCCGCCCUGUUUGGUGUUGGUGGGAUGCUGUCCCAAAGGGCAACAGCAGGGGAUAAGGGAAUUAAAUUUAACACAUGCUUGUACACAAACUCAUACACAGAACAUACGCACACAUACAGUAAUCGGCAUGUGUAAUCUUUGUCCCAUUGAUACCUGCGUGGGAACUUUUUUCAUUCCACAGUUCCCUGCCUCCCAUGUAUGAUGUACUUGAUAAAGAGUUCCACACAGCGGUGUACGUGGGAUCUGAGUGCGUGUGUGUGCGUGUGUGAUGUAUCCUAGGAGUCAUCAUAGUGUGUGUAACUGAGAUAUUUGUUUCUGAGGGUCUUGUACCUCUAAAUCAGAGUGAUGACUGUGUGGCUGUCUAUGUCCUUAUCUUUUGAAUCUGCUUUGUCUGGAAUUCUGCACCUGUAAUCUGUCCAGUAGUUUUGCCUGGGUGAAUGAGUGUGAUUGUUGGCAUGUCUUUUGAGCAUCUGCUCCUUUUUUUUUUUUUUUUUCUCAUAUUUUUUUGCUCCUUUACCCAUGGAAACUUAAAAUGCAUUCAUUGUAAAGUUUCCACUACUGUAUGCUUUCCUACAAGACGCAUAAAGCAAAGCAAAGUUCCCUCCAUAAGGAGGAUCAUAUUUCUCAUAUGUGCGAGCUUAAACUGAGGAUUCUUCUCUGCUCGGUUUUUUGAGCAGUUUUUAAAAUGCUUUAUUGAAGAGCUGAAGUGAAAGCAUGGUGUGUGUAUGAUGUACGUGAAUGUCAAAGUAGUUAAUCUAAUGGGAUUUACUUUUACCAAUCUGGAGCCUUUUAGAUACCUUUUUGGUAUUCACAUGCUCCACUUAAGCAAUUUUUCCCAGGUGCAGAAUUCCU